Messenger RNA from Rotaria sp. Silwood2, 702 nucleotides. The record is from the annotation of a GenBank genome assembly. NCBI's taxonomy places the organism in Eukaryota, Metazoa, Rotifera, Eurotatoria, Philodinida, Philodinidae.
AUGAAAUUUGGAGUUGAAAAGAAAGCACACAAAUGGAAAUGGAACAGGCUAGUGAAUACAGAUUUUAGUGGUAAAUUCACUUUGCUACCAUUUCAAAACAAAAGGAAUGAUGAUAUUUGGGCGGAGGAAGGUGAAGUUGUACCACCAGUUUUAAUUAAUGCACCAACGGAUAAAUUCAAAAAAGGAAUUAUUUUUUGGGGUGGAAUUUCUUCACAUGGACUUAUACCUGCUCGUGCACCAAUUAAUUUUACAGAAUGGCUACAUCAACAACCACCACAAAAGAAAAGGAAAUAUUUAACAGGUGAUUUAUAUGCGAAGUUUGUUACCGAAAAAGCCGCACCAGCAAUCAAACGAGUGUUCAGAAGUACUGGUGUUAUACCAAUCUUCCGGGACGAUCAGGACAGCAAGCAUAGAACGGCGAUUGUGAUGGAUACUAUUAAUUCUUUAUUUGGCGAACGUGUUGAUCCCGAAAUAGGUGAUUCAAAAUUAGCUGAUGUUUGGGUGAUAGAAAAUGUAUGGGGUGCGAUUAAAGAAAGAUUGAGAGGGCAACAAUUUAAUGACGCAUCAGAAUUGGAAAAUCAAGUAGCCCAACAGUGGAGAAUAUUUACUGUCGAAAAAUGUAGGCAAAGGAUGAAAGAAAUACCUGAUCGACUGAAGCGAGUGAUAGAUCAAGAUGGGAAACAAAUACACAAUCAUUCAUAA